Messenger RNA from Arabidopsis lyrata subsp. lyrata, 1423 nucleotides. RefSeq lists its product as uncharacterized. The transcript has 6 exons. The coding region runs from base 515 to 1252 and encodes 245 amino acids. Lineage: Eukaryota; Viridiplantae; Streptophyta; Magnoliopsida; Brassicales; Brassicaceae. The record is from RefSeq and is a predicted model, not a curated record.
GAAGAAGAUUCCGUGAGUCAUUCGCAUCUCUCUGACUCUGAUUCUCUCUGCUUCUACUUGUUCCUUCUCUAUCUCUCCCUCUUUAUAGCAUUUCUUCUUCAACAAUUCUUAUAGAGUUUUUACGGCUAUUCCUUCAGGUUAGAUCUCUCUCUAUAAUUUUGCAUGUUUCUAUUUAGCAUAUAACAUUUCGUUGCUUCUUCUUAGCUUUGCCUUUAAAAUUUGUUCAAAACGUUAUAUGCUUUGUCCAUUAUUCACAUAAAAUUCAUACGCAAUUAAAAAAAAAAACAGAUACAAUUUUCUGGUCAUUGAGAAUUGAGCAAUCAAAUUUUAGGUGUUGACUUUGAAACCAAUUUCUCUCUGGCGAACACAUGUAUGCCCAAUAAUUAUAGUUUAAUUUAUGAAUAUUUUUGUUUUGUCAUCAGAACAGAAGAGAACAAAAGAGGCAACAAAGUAGUUGGAUUGUUCUGGUAUCGUAUAGAGAGAUUUUGGUUCUGUGUGGUUUCAGGAAGAUUUCAUGAGCCUCCAAAAUGUAUCAAAGUCAAGCAAUAAUGCCCUUGAGGGUAUCCAUGGGGUUCAUGUCACGUCUCAUUCGCCCUUCUCAUUUGAGAAGACAACUCAAGUUAGUGACUCCAAAUCCACAGACAUGGAAUCAAAUCAGAGACUGCUCAUCGAACGUUUUUGGCAACAGAGACCUCCAUGCUUAAGGCCAAUCUGUUGCAGCAUCCGCGGUGACCAGAGUGUCUUAGAAACAGCUGCUAAUGUGGCCACUUCACUUCCUUUCAUAUUCCUCGGUUUGCAGGCACCAAGGAAGAAUCUGAACACAAAGGUGUACGCAAACUCCUUAAUUGGAGUUGGAAUUGCAUCGAGUCUGUAUCAUGCCUCUAGGGGAAAGUUGAGGAAGUACCUGAGAUGGGUAGAUUACACAAUGAUAGCCACAACAACAAUAUGUCUCUCAAGGGCUCUAAGGAAUGAGAACCCAAAGUUUUUGAUGGCUGCAUCAGCUUUAGUUCUACCUUUUCAGCCUCUCAUGGUCUCUGCUGUUCACACUGGAAUGAUGGAGGUCGCAUUUGCUAAAAGAAGCUUAAAGGAUCCAGAUCUCAAAACAGCUCAUAACGUACACAAGAUGUCUUCAUUGCUAGGAGGUGCCUUGUUCAUAGCUGAUGAUUUCUUCCCCGAGACACCAUUCAUUCACGCCGGCUGGCACCUCGCUGCAGCCAUUGGAGUUGGAACAUGCAAUAAGCUUCUUGAGUAGAUCAAGAUUUCCGAAAUUCCUACAAAACUUCUCUAUUCUUAAAACAUUGAAACAAAUGGUUUCUCUGUUUCUCCUAAUCAGUCGACACAACUAAGAAGCAUUCUAGACUUAUAGUCAGUAAUCUCUAUGUAAGAAGUAGAUCAUCAUUCCCAAACAAAAGAGAUUAUUGAA